This is a messenger RNA of Brassicogethes aeneus, 11114 nucleotides long. The record is from the annotation of a GenBank genome assembly. Lineage: Eukaryota; Metazoa; Arthropoda; Insecta; Coleoptera; Nitidulidae.
CACAAUUUGAAACCCACGUAAAAAUGUAAUUGUUAUUCUCGGUAGCGCAGUCAAUCUGACACAAUUACCCAGCAAUACGGUGCGUAGUGUGUGGAAAUCCGUGAAAGUGUUGUGCACCGAACAUUGAAAACACGAAAAACUUAUAAGGGACAUCGCGACGCAAUUUCGCUGGGAUCUCACUUGUUGCGUAUUGAGACGUAAUUUCGUUUUAGGUGUCGCCUAUGGGACAAAAUAACAAUUUACUGUAAAAAAGUGUGUGAGAUUUAUCGCAAAUUUAAACAAAACGAGUUGUGUUCGGUUUUUGAGUUGCUUACACCUCAAAAAAAUAUUUUAUUCCUAUUCGAUAAAUAUUGAGAAUUUGUGGAGGUGGCACGCCCCCUAGCGACCAUUGACCGAACUAGAUCAAAUACUACUCGAAAGUGGACGAGUGUUGAACGGCAUGAAGAAAAACGUCAAAUAUGGAGUAAAUGUGAAGUUAAAGUGAUUCAGUGCGUAAAAUAAGUGCAGGAAAGAUGUGCGGCUAGGUGCGGGUGUGAUAAAAAUGCAUCGAAACAGUACGAGAACUUUGUAAACAAACUUAGCAACAUUGCCGUGCAAGAUGGCUGUAUAUUAAGGACCUCUUUGUCCGUAUGUCAGUAUGAAAGUUGAGCUGUUUGCCCAAGGAAGGAUAGAGAGGGAAUGCAUGACAUGUUCAUCUCAUCCCAACAACAGCUGGUCUCGUCGAAUAGCAACAACGGACAAGUGCAACAACAUAACAACGCGCAGCAGCAACAACAACAACAACACGUCACCCAACUGCAGCAGCAGCAAUCGAAAAAGCGCAAAACAGCGACGCAGUUCCAGCAACAGGGCGAAUUCGGCGGCAACGGCACCGUUGCCGCGACGACCGAGGGCGUUUACGGGAUCGCGGGUAGCGCCGGCAACGUCGCCGGCUUCUGCGCAGUAACGCAAGCGCAGGUUUUCGGCUGCGCGAAGUCAGAUGCGUUCGGCAGCCCGGUCGCGCAGCAGAAUCAGCAACCGUUUGUUCGCGCGUCCACCAUCAAGCUGCUAGACACGUAUCAGCGCUGCGGACAAAAGCGUAAAACGUGGUCUCCAGAAGGUAAUGGUGAUAGCUGCGUUGGCGAAGUGCUCACACGUACCACAACAACCAGCAACAUCAACAACAACAACAACAACACGACGACUACAUCAGCAACGACAAACAACAACAACAACAACAACACAAUUACAAACAGCACGCAGACGGGCGGCAGCGUCGAGUUCGCCGGUGCGGGCAGCGGCGGGGCGGGGGCGGCACCCGGAGCGGGCGGCGGCGGCGGCGGGCAGCUCGCCACCACCACCACCACGACGGCGCACAGCAAGGUGCAGGCGGCUCCGGGGGCCACAAACCCCCAGCCGCAAGGUAAGAAAAAAUGCACCGGGAGCGGCUCGGACGGCGACUAUCAGCUGGUCCAGCACGAGGUCCUCUACUCGAUGACCAAUCAGUACGAGGUGCUCGAGUUUCUUGGUCGCGGCACCUUCGGCCAGGUGGUCAAGUGCUGGAAAAAGGGCACCAAUGAGAUCGUCGCGAUCAAGAUCCUGAAGAAUCAUCCCUCCUAUGCCAGACAAGGACAAAUAGAGGUGAGCAUCUUGUCGCGACUCAGCCAAGAAAAUGCGGACGAGUUUAACUUCGUGCGCGCUUACGAGUGCUUCCAGCACAAGAACCACACGUGUUUGGUGUUCGAGAUGCUCGAGCAAAAUCUCUACGACUUCCUCAAGCAGAACAAGUUCAGCCCGCUGCCGCUCAAAUACAUCCGGCCCAUUCUGCAGCAGGUGCUAACAGCGUUGCUGAAACUCAAGCAACUCGGUUUGAUACACGCCGACCUGAAGCCCGAGAACAUAAUGCUGGUGGACCCGGUGCGGCAGCCGUACCGCGUCAAGGUGAUCGACUUCGGCAGCGCCUCGCACGUCAGCAAGGCGGUGUGCAACACGUACCUUCAGUCGCGGUACUACCGCGCCCCCGAGAUCAUCUUGGGCUUGCCCUUCUGCGAGGCGAUAGACAUGUGGUCGCUGGGCUGCGUGGUCGCGGAACUCUUCCUGGGCUGGCCUCUGUACCCCGGAUCGUCGGAGUACGAUCAGAUUAGGUAUAUCUCGCAGACGCAGGGGUUGCCUACCGAGCACAUGCUGAAUAAUGCCUCCAAAACGACAAAGUUCUUCUACAGAGACAUGGACAGCACGUAUCCCUUCUGGAGGCUCAAGACUCCGGAGGAGCACGAGGCUGAGACGGGCAUCAAGUCGAAGGAGGCGCGGAAGUACAUUUUCAAUUGCUUGGACGACAUCGGACAGGUGAACGUGCCGACGGACUUGGAGGGCGGACAGCUGCUGGCGGAAAAAGUCGACAGGAAGGAGUUCAUCGAUCUGCUCAAGAGGAUGCUCACAAUGGACCAGGAACGUCGCACGACCCCGGGCGAGGCUCUGAACCACCCGUUCGUGCGGUUGGCGCACCUGGUCGAUUACGCGCACUGCAACAACGUGAAAGCCAGCGUGCAGAUGAUGGAGGUGUGCCGAAGGAACGACUACAGCGCCCCCAGCGCCGCCUCGCACCACCAGCCGGCGCAGCAGGCGCCCUCCUUGGUGGCCAACUUCGUGCCCAACUCCAACGGCAACGUCACCUUCACCAUCAACAACCAGCUCACCAACCAGGUGCAGCGGCUGGUCAGGGACAGGUCCGGAUACGACAAUCUGUACCAGAUCUACAACGGCAGGACGGUGGGUCGGCAGUACGCGACCGCCAGCCGCGCCGACCCGUUCCAGCACCAGCUCGUCUCGAGCAUCUUGUGUCCUGCUGGCUAUCAGGGCAUGGGCGGCUCGCCCGCCAAGCACGUGACGGUGGUGCAGCAGCCGCAGCUGCAAAUUCAACCGCCGAUACUGAGCCAACCCGGCCAGCAGCAGUACGUGCCCGUCAGCGUGGUGGAGCCCAGCGGCAGGCAGAUGCUGCUAACGAACGCCGUGCAAACGUCGUGGCCGACGAAUCGCCAGCAAAUGGCCAUCGUGCCGUCGUGGCAGCAAAUUCCCACGCAGCACGCGGCCAUGCAGCAGCCGCUGCUGUCGGAGGCCGAAUGGGGCCGCCCCCUGCUGGUCGAUUCUUCCGCCAUCUUGCAGGAACAACGUCCAGUGUUUCCCGUAGACGUGGCGACAGAGGUGUACAACCCCGCCAUAGUGGAGCACCUGAACAACUGGGGCACGACGGGCAAAAGGUCGUCGAAAAAUCACCACGUGCAGCAGAACGGCCAUCACGGUCAUCACCUGAUGGUGCCCACGUCGCACCACAGGUCGCACCACGACAAGAAGGAGCAGACGCAGCUGAGUCCCGUGAAGAAGAGGGUCAAGGAGGGCACGCCCCCUAGCGAGCAGGUGGCCUACAGAAGGAACCACAGCAGUCCGGGCAACAACGGCCACUGGCAGCAUCAGCAGGUGACCCAGGACCACCACACGCAGACCCACAACAGCCACCACAACCACCACGGUGGCAGCCACAACAACAACCACCACCAUCACCACCACCCGCACUCGGGGUCGGGCGGCAACGGCAACGCGGCCGGCGGCGGAAACGGGCGACAGCACACGAUCACGAUAAACGACACGCCGUCGCCGGCCGUGUCGGUGAUCACGAUCAGCGACAGCGAGGACGAGACGGUGACGAAGCGCGAGCAUCAGAGCGGCCGGACCAACAACAAUAACAACGCCGCUGCGCACCAGCAGCAGCAGCCGGCUGCGCAGGUGCAGCACGUGGCAACGCCGCGCAAGAACGUCAUCAGCUGCGUCAGCGUGCAGGAUAGCGACAACGAAGACAGGAGCUCAUCCAAACAUUUCAUCCAGCAACAAAUAAAAAACGAGCCGAUAUCGAGCAACAACUCGACGACGAACUCGUCCUCGAACGGCGGCUACGCCUCGCAGAAGAAGCGCCUGCUGGCCAAAGCGCAGUCCGAGUGCAUGCUGAACGUGGCGACCAAGCAGGAACCGAACGGCGACUACCGCUCGGACGGGUACGCGCACCAGCAGUCCGCGCAGCAGCAGCCGCAGCUGCAGCAGUGCAACAGCUCGUGCAAGGAGCCGGCGCCCGCGCAGUACCACUACGAGCAGCCGCACUACGACUCGAAGCGGGUGUCGUGGGCGGCGCCGCCCGCCGCCCACGGCCGCCGCCACCCCAACGUCCCCGCGCCACCUGUCGCCCAUAGUACGAGGGACUCUCUAAAUGUCGCGAGGGAGCCGCAUCUGCUUGCCCCUGGCAAGGGGUGGGGUCCUCCACAGGGAAUCCACCACCAAAGUUACAGACAUGGUUCGGCGCAUCUGUCGCCGCAGCCGCUGGGUGGCGGCGGUCCGCCCCGCCUCUCGCCGCAGCACCCGCUGGCGGCGGCGGCCGGCCAGCCGCUCUACCACCAGACGGAGCUCUACAGGCGACCGGUGUACGUCACUACCGCGCAGCCGGCCUAUUUGCCGGCAGCGGUGCCGCAACCGGGCAGGGCUUUACCGCCCCCGCCGGCGCACCACUCGAGCGCGCGUCCCGUGCUCGCCGCCCACCCGAGCCACCCGCUCCCCGCGCACCUGCAGUUCCCGUCGCACGCCUCGUACGGCUUCGCGCCCCUCUCGCCAGCCAAGAGCCACCAGUACCAGCAGGCCAGCCUGUGGUUCGCCGAAUAACCCCAGCUGCUGAUCGCCUCCAGAGGGCGCCACAGUUCCUUCUCGCGAUUCGUUUCGUUUUGCGAGUGACUUUCCCGCGGGAUUUUACUUUUCCUUUUUGUUCUUGUACAUAGUUAGUUUUUUUAAUUAUUUUGUCUAUAAGUGAUAGUAGUCUCUAAGACCAACACGUUUAAUUUUAUUAUUACCGCUUUACGUUACUUCUACAACAACAGCAGCAGUUAUUUUUUCCUUUAUGGUGUUUGUGUUACAAUUAUUAUCGAGUUACGUUUUUUAUUUUAUAAUUAUUGCAAUUAACGAGCGGUUUUUUUUAAUUAACAUACUGCCUUUCUUUUUAUCUUAUCUUGCUGUAUAGUGGUUCAGUUACUAAUUAGUCAUACUUUUAAUUAUUAAUUUUUAAUUUCCUUCCUUUUUGUACAUAACAGUACAUAGUGAUAGGUUUUAACAUUAUACGCAUUUUUUUUAACUAAUUAUUUUUAUGUGUAUUGUGUACAGCAACGUUAUUAAAAUAACUAGUCAAAAUAUUACAAGUACAUAAUCGAUAAUUUUCAACGUUCGUCCUGAAAAAUCAAAACAAUUUUAUUUUGUUUUAUUGCGCCGUCUUGCAAGGAUUUUGCGACAGGGACGGGAUAUUUUUUUUUAUAUAUUAUUUUCGCAUUUAAGAAAAAAUUGCCAAAUUGUCAAAAAUAUGACUUUUUUUUAGAUAAUUUUGCAUUUUUUUUGUAAAUGCGAAUUUUUCAGAAAAAUCACAUUCAUUGUUUUUUGGCAGUUUUCAACAUUGUUGGACAUCUUAACCACAAAAUAUCGCCAAUUUAGUUCAAGAAGGUGUUUCUUGAAAUUUAUGAUUAUUUCCUACAGAAAAUGAUGUCUAUGGAAAGCAAUAAACCAAUAAGAGCACUGCAUUUUCCACGGCACACUUAGUGCGCUGGAGAAUGUUUCCCAUAGACAAUAACAUCGCAAAUUUCAAGAAACACCCCCUGAACUCAAUUGGUAAUUUUUUGUGGGCAGUUUUCCAACAUUAUUGGACAUCUUAACAACAAAAUAUCACCAAAUUAGUUCAAAAAAGUGUUUAUUGAAAUUUACGAUUAUUUUCUACAGAAAAUGAUGUCUAUGAAAAGCGAUAAACCAAUUGGAGCACUGCAUUAUCCACGGCACACUUGCUGCAAGGAGAAUGCCGUGCUAGGAUUGGUUUAUUACUUUCCAUAGACAGUGAACUGAAUUGAUAAUUUGAGAUUAAAAAAUAUCUCAUCCCUAACGCAUUUUUUUUUAAAUUUUGUAAGACAGUGUUGUCCCUGUGUAUUACUAGACUUGCUUGAUUAUUGACUUUUCCGCUUUCAGAAUCGAAGCGGGACAACCCAGUAUUAAGUUUAUUAAUCGAUUUCAGGGCAGGACCGAAAACUAUCGAUUAACAUGUUCGGUGUUUAAAUAAAAUUAAAAAAAAUUGAUGUGCCUAUCAUAUUGGCUCUACGUUUAAAUAAACAUACUGCACUUUUAUUAUGUAUUGAAUGUAUUACACCGAUAUGUAACGAUAAUUGAGUCGCUAAAUAAAUAUAAUAGUUGUGAUAUUCGAAAAUGAUAAAUAACCGUUUUAAAUGUACGCGCGCUCCAAGUUGGCUGCCCUGGAUGGAAACGUCAAAAGUGACAGUAGAAACGUCAACGUGACGGUGGAAAUUUACGAGGUGAGCGUUGCGCGGUUGCCUAAUUUACGAUGGUGUUUUUAUUGUCUAAAUGUAAAACUAUUUUAUCUAGCCCUAGAUACAGUACUAUUACCUUUCUGAAACAACUCUGGAUUUCAUAGAGUAUUUAUUAUAAUUGUGUUAGGUGUACAAAUUUUAGAUGAAUAAUGAAAAUAUAUUAACAAUAAUUAUAUAUGGAGGAUAUUUUUGGAUUGUAGUAGGGUAGAAUUUUUCGGGUAAAUUAAUUAAUUAAUAAUAUUAUUUAUUAAUCGGAUGUUUAAGCGCUUUGUGUGUAGAGGAAAAGUCGGGCCAGUUAUAGAAAAAAAGCAAAUCUAUCGUCAAAACUGAAUUGGUAUUUUUUGUGGUCAUUUUGACAACAAUUUGAAAUUUAAGAUUAUUUUCUACAGAAAGUGAUGUCUAUGGAAAGCAAUAUACCAAUUAGAGCUCUGCAUUCUCCAAGGCACACUUGAUGCGAUGGAGAAUACCGUGCUAGGAUUGGUUUAUUGCUUUCAAUAGACUGUAACAUCGCAAAUUUCAAGAAACACCCCCUGAACUCAAUUGGUAAUUUUUUGUGGGCAGUUUUCCAACAUUAUUGGAGAUCUUAACGACAAAAUAUCGCCAGUUUAGUUCAAGAAGGUUGAAAUUUAUGAUUAUUUUCUACGGAAAAUGAUGUCUAUGGAAAGCAAUAAACCAAUUAAAUCACUGCAUUCUCCACGGCACACUUGAUGCGAUGGAGAAUGCCGUGCUAGGAUUGGUUUAUUGCUUUCCAUAGACUAUGGAAAGUUUUGACAACAUUUUCGUACAUUUGUACACUUACUGGCCCAUUUUGCAAAAAGCUGUCCAGUAAUAAACAUGCAUGUUUGAUGUUUUUUAGUCAUGUGCUCCCCCCAUACACACACACACACACUAACUUUAUAUCUAUGAUAGAUAAUCUAUCUCUUACUACACAAGUUUUAUUGAACUCAACAGUAUACUGUAAAUAUUUUUUUUUGCUUGGGCGGUGGAGAAUUUUUUUGAAAAAAUUUGAUCUUAUUUCUGUGAUUUAUCGAGAAAAUUUUAAUCAUUUGUAUAUAUCAUACGAGUUAGGUUCAUUGGGCGGUGUGAUUGAUCAAAUACCAGUGCAAUGACCAAAAAAAGUGAGGUUAGUUAAUGCUACGCAUGCGCAAUUUGCAUUAGGCGUGCGCGUUAGUUUAUUUGAUCAACUACAUGAGAAUAGCGUUUAUAUAUUAAAAAACAAAUAUAUUAUAUGUAUAUUGCCUUAAUAUCAGAACAAUAUUCUUAGAAAUUUAGAUGAUUAGGGGAAAUAUUUUUAAAAAAAUUUGCUCUGGUUUUAUUAUUACAUGUUGCACAGGGUGAAAUAUUAAAAUGUAUAUUACAGCGAAUUAUAAAAAGUAGUUGCCAAAAAUUAUGCUUUUAUUUUUUGGUUAUUUGGAAAAGACUGGUCUAUUGUAUAAAGCUAUUUUAUUUCUUACGCAGUAUUACCUAUUGAAGUAAUAUUUUUGAAUUGUUGAAGCUAGGGGCUUUGAAAUAUCAAAAAGUAUAUUAAAAAUAAAUCGAUCAGCACAAUAAAUACUGAAUUACCUCAUCAUGUUUACCUUGAACAGUUUGAAAAUAUUUGAGCAACGAGGCGCGUUUAAACAUUCUGUAUACGAAUUUGGCACCCGACCUAUAGUGCGGUAUGCAUUUUUUUAAUAUUCAGUUUAAUGUUAAAACUUGCCCGAGCGUUUUAAUGCAUCUGGCGCCAAAUACGUAUACAGAAUGUUUAAAUGCAAACGGCACCUCAAUUAAAACCAUCUACAAAACUAUUUUUAUGCUUUCUUGGCUUUUAUUUUAAUUUUUUAUUAUCAAUAUCAUUUUUAAUUAUAUAAAUUCGGAUUUGUAGUUGGGUUUAGGUCUAUAUGAAUAUAAAAUAUUAACAAAAAAGUGUAUAUAUUAAUUAUAUUAUCAUGGGUUGGUUAUGUAUGUAUUAGUUACCAUAUAUUUAUGUUUUUAGAAAUGCGCUUAUUUAAAAAAAGGUUUUAGAUUGACUUACAGGGCGGUUGAAUUAAUAAAAACACAUUUUAUAAUUAUAUUCGGUAGUUUUAACUCCAUAAAAAUAUUAUGACCGAAAAAGUAACAUGAAAUAUUUUUAGGUUAUGUAAGAGUCAAAAAAUAUAUUAUUUUAAAAUUACUAUAAUCGAUUACUACACGAUUUUCCUGUGUCCAAAGCUUGGUGUUACUAAAAAUCAAAUGCUAAAUUUGACAAACAAUGUCAAAUGUCAAAACUUUUCAUUAAAUGUCAAACUUUGUCAAAUACAUUUUUUGAGAUUUUAAGAUCCAAAAGGGCCUCGGAAUUUAAGGUCAGGUCAUCUGUCAAAUUAAUUUUCUUUCAUUUUUUUUCAAAAUUUUAUGGAAUGCGUUUUUUUUCUUCACUUAAAUUUGUGUACAUUUCGGAAACUCAGAAAAUCGACAUUUUUUAUGGCUGUCAUAAGGUUUUAAAAUUGAAUGAGAUACCUACCAACAUUGCGAAAAAAUAAAAUAAAACAAACGCGUUAAUUGUCAUUGUAUUACGUGAGUUGACUUUUGUUUGUAAUAAAUUUUGACAUUUCGGCUUAAUUUCUUGACCAUAACAUAAAAUGAGUUUUUUUUAAGUCGGGCAACCCUGUGAAACUAUUGUUUGUUUUGCUAGAUUUGUUAGAUCAAAUAAUAUCAAAAAAAGUAUAUAUUACAAAAUAAAUCAAUAAUUAUAAUAACUUCUGUGUAUUGUAUUACAUACUACUAAAAAUAUUGAUAAGGGUUUUUACUAUAUUUAAUAUAUUGAUCUAAAGGCUGCACUACAGAGAAUAGGUGGGGGCGGGUUGUGGCAACGUUGCCCCCGUAGUUUUACAUACUACUACUACUACUAAAAAAUAUAUAUUUAAUAAAUAUAAUAUUAGUGUUUAAUCACUUAAGACUGGUAUAGAUCAUGUCAAUAUUCUAGCUAAAUAGUAAAUGGUGUAACAUGCCGUUUAAUUGGUGAUAGGCUAUAGUUGUAUAUGUAUAAUUAACUAUUAUUAUUAUGAUUAUUAACUUUUGUAAGUAACCAUGGAUUUUCGGAUUUUUUCGUCAGCAUUUUUAAUACAUUUUGUAUGCGUGUGAGGUCGGUGGACUUUUUCUUGCUUUUGGGUCCACGUAAUAAAACAAAAUGAUGUAAAGUACAAACCACAUUAAGCAUUUGUUGACUUAUAUAUAGAUAGAUAGAUUUAUGGAGAUUGUAAAUAUUAUUUUUUCCUUUUAUUAUUAUUAUUAUUGGUAAAUUUUCAGUGUCGAUUGUACAUAACAAAAUGAAUUGCGUUGUUUUUGUUAAAUCCUGUCUUAGUGUGUAUUAUAUUGAAUUUUGGCGCCCAAAGGCCAACAAAAGUCCACCGUUCGCACUAGGUGAUUAUUAAUAUUUCGUUAAGUACAAAUGCUUACAUUUUAUACUAUUACUAAACAAAAUUCGAGAUACUAUAACACUGCUGUUUUUUAUCUUAGGCAUAUAUAUAUAUAGUGUCAGUCAUAUAUAGCUGUUUAAAAUAAAAAUGUACCUAGUUAAUUGAUUGAUGAGAAAAUUAUAUUUGCACCCGUUUUCCAUUUUUAAUAUUUAGGACAAUCUUAGAGUCAGUUGUUUUGUGAAAGUGUUUUUACAAAGCCAAUGUACAAAAUUUUAACGAUUUACAAAUUGUAUGCUUCAAAAAAGAAUUACACGAUUUAAAUAGAUUAGCGUAAAUGUUUAUAAAACACCUACAAAUAUAUAGAGUUGGUCCUGUCCAAAACGAAACGAAAUAUACUGCUAAUGGUGAAAACAGCCGAUUUCUUAGCAUAUCAUUGAUAUCAUUUCGUUAAUUUCCGAAACUUUAAAAAUUAUGUUAAUCUGUGGUAACUCUAAAACAUUAGCAGGGUAAUACAGAGAAUUUUUGUGAUUAUUUGUAAAAAAAUCGUCCAUUAUCUGGAUGCCUAUGGAAACAGUUUCUUUGAAAACAAAAAAAUAAAUUUAAUUGGUAAUUCAGAACAUAAACGUUCUAAAUUUCGACUGUAUCGCGAAAAUCAACAAAAACAACGAAAAAAACCGAAAACUGUUAGCAUAACCUCAAAUUUUGACACGUCCGCAAUCCUAACCUCGAAUUUUGACGUUUACAUAGUGAAAUAUUGACAGGUGUCAUAUUUUUGGUUGUUUUUGGGUUUUUCGCGACUAUUAAUGACUGCAUUAAUUAACCUGCCACAAAAAACUGUUAGUUGGACCAAAUAAAAAAAUACUGCGCGCGUUCGGCAUUCAUUAUUUUUUCGUUUCAACAAAACAGACUUUUGAAUUUUGGUUUUUACUCACUAAAAAAAUUAAUAAAUAACUAGUGUUGGCGAACGCGUCGGUAUUUGAAAAAAAUAUUUUCAAAUAUUUCGUACAAAAUACCUAGGGGAUUUGUUUCAUUGAUUGUUAAUUAACUUAGAUAUUAUGUGAUUUUGGCCUCAAGACCAUAUUAAUAUUAAUUGUAAACUUAAUGUAAUAUAGAUAUUUGCAUGUAACAUAGAUUUAUAACUGUAAAAGCUUGCAUAGAAAAUUUAUUACAUAUUUUAGUAUGUUUUUCUCUAUAAUAUGAAUUAAUGUUGCCUUUUUGUCAAAAACCAUCUUUGUCGGUGCGAAAUCUACAGCAAACGCGCCGUUUGCUGGACCUUUCGGCAUUAAUAAAGUCUUCUCAAGGCUUAAAAACGAUUUUUAUUUACAAAACACCUCCAAAAACCCUUUAUUUAAUCAAAAUUUGAAUUCUC